Molecule: messenger RNA, 813 nt
Organism: Colletotrichum karsti
Lineage: Eukaryota; Fungi; Ascomycota; Sordariomycetes; Glomerellales; Glomerellaceae
Product: snare domain-containing protein
Exons: 2
Coding region: 1-813 (270 amino acids)
Biological process (GO): vesicle fusion; intracellular protein transport; Golgi to vacuole transport
Cellular component (GO): membrane; SNARE complex; endomembrane system
Molecular function (GO): SNAP receptor activity; SNARE binding
Source: RefSeq, a predicted model, not a curated record
AUGUCAUACGACCAGCUAUCCUCGCUCGAAGCGGGCCGAUCGGGUCGUCAAGGCAACUACUCCGACGACCCCGAGUUCAAGCAGCUCCAGUCGCAGUUGACGAACAAGAUCUUCAACCUGAGGCGCAACAUUCAACAAUUGACAUCCGACGUCAACAUUCUCGGAACCAAGCGCGAUACCGCUCGAGUCAGAGAAAGAGUACACGAUCACCUCGACAAGACGCGGGAUCUAUGCAAGGAGAUUGGAGACGGGGUCAAGAAGCUUCAGACCUGGGAUGACUUGACGAAACAACAAAAGUAUGACCAGUCCAGAGUGUCGACGGACUUCCAGAACGCACUCCAAGAGUUCCAAGACAUCCAGCGCAAGGCGCUCGAGAAGCAGCGAGCCUCCGUCACAGCCGCACGCGCGGCGCAUGACGGUGAAGGAGCCGACGCCUCGGCAGGUACCGAGGGUCAUCUUGAACAACAGCAGCAGCAGCAACAGGAAGCCGUGCGAUUAGCGUCCCAGGACGAGGUGGAUUUCCAGGAGGCACUGAUUGUCGAGCGCGAGGAGGAGAUUCGCAACAUUGAGCAAGGCGUUGGCGACUUGAAUGUCUUAUUCAGACAAGUAGCGCAGAUCGUGUCUGAGCAAGGCGAGCAGCUCACUUCGAUCGCGGACAACGUGGAAGACGUCCGGGAUGACACCCGGGGCGCCCAGGUCGAGCUCAGACAGGCGGCGAAGCAUCAGAAAGCAGCACGCAACAAAGGAUGCUGUCUUUUGCUGAUUCUUGCGGUCAUUCUGACCAUCAUCCUUCUUGCGAUUUUCCUUGAUUAG